Molecule: messenger RNA, 4251 nt
Organism: Erigeron canadensis
Lineage: Eukaryota; Viridiplantae; Streptophyta; Magnoliopsida; Asterales; Asteraceae
Product: probable serine/threonine protein kinase IREH1
Exons: 18
Coding region: 171-3926 (1251 amino acids)
Biological process (GO): peptidyl-serine phosphorylation; intracellular signal transduction
Molecular function (GO): protein serine/threonine kinase activity; ATP binding
Source: RefSeq, a predicted model, not a curated record
UUUUUUUUUAAAAGUAGGUAGGCUACCCAACUCCUGGAAAAUCCCCUUGUUUUCUUCCUGUUCUUGUUACCACUUGUUUUUCUACUUUGUAAAACUAUAGAUACAAACUAUACAUACAACUACUGCUACUGUACAUACAAACCCUAAAUGAUACCAUUUACAAACAAAAUAUGGUGUUCAAAGGCAGAUUCUUCAAUUCAAAAAAAUCAUCACCUUCUUCAGAUACUUCAUCUCCAGAAAGUUCUAAAUCCAAUAGUUCCAAAAGCUCCCCUAUAAAAUCCAAUAAUAAAAUCAGAAAACCUGAUCAAAGUCAAAUUCAAGUCAAAGAUGCUCAAACUCCAUCAAAAUCAGUUUCUCCUCAUACUUACAAAAAUAUCACCAAUUCGAGUACGGAAACGCUACAUGGAUCAUCGUCAUCAGGAGCAUCCGGAUCGGCUAAUUCGGUUCGAAAAGGUGCGGCGGAUAGUCCGGCGACGGUUUCGCCGAUACUAGCGUCGUCGUUAGGUUUGAAUAGGAUUAAGACGAGAUCCGGACCGUUGCCGCAGGAGAGUUUUUUCGGAUUUAAUCGUGAAAAUAGUAAAGGUAAAAAUGGAAGUAAAAUGUGUGCAAUUGGUGCUAGUAAUUUAUCGAAGUCGAAAACGAGUGAUAAGAAGACGAUUAGUGGUUCGGAUAAUGAUCAUUUGUCUAGUGAAAGCUUAAGGGAUCAUACUACUCCUAAUGUAGUAGGACGAUCGAGAUUACAUAAUGCGGAAUCUUCGUCUGAAGCUGGACAUUUGAAUUCAAGGGGAUUUUCUGGAGGCUUGAGGAGUUCUGAGAUUUGUACUCCCGAAAUGAAGACAUCAUAUGAUUGUGAAAACCCAAAGGAAUCUGAAUCACCUCGCUUUCAAGCUAUACUAAGGGUUACAAGUGCACCUAGAAAGAGAGAUCCUGCUGACAUCAAAAGUUUCUCCCAUGAACUAAACUCAAAAGGUGUACGGCCUUACCCGUUUUGGAAGCCUCGUGGCUUAAAUAACUUAGAGGAGGUUUUGGUGACCAUACGAGCAAAGUUUGACAGAGCAAAAGAAGAAGUUGACACCGAUCUGCAUACAUUUGCAGCGGAUCUGCUUGGCAUUCUUGAGAAGAAUUCAGAAAGUCAACCUGAAUGGCAGGAGUCUCUAGAGGAUUUGCUGGUCUUGGCUCAACGGUGUGCCAUGACGACCCCUGCAGAGUUUUGGUUGCAAUGUGAAGGCAUUGUUCAAGAGUUAGACGAUAGGCGUCAAGAACUUCCAAUGGGGAUUUUAAAACAACUUCACACCCGUAUGCUUUUCAUACUCACCAGAUGUACAAGAUUGUUACAGUUCCAUAAAGAAAGUGGAUUGGCGGAAGAUGAACUCGUUUUUCAGCUUCGAAAACCUCUGCAUUCUGCUGAUAAAAGCAUUCCUUCAAGCAUAAGACGGGAUGACAUCUCUAGUGCGUCUAGAGCUUCAAAACCAACGUCGACAAGGAAAUACUACAGUCAGGAACAACGUGGGACGCAUAACAUGGAUUGGAAGAAAGACCAGGCUCCUGUAGAAACCGGUAAGGAUUUAGACUCUCCUACAGGCAGAAAUCGAAUAUCAUCAUGGAAGAAACUGCCAUCCCCUGGAGGGAAAGUCCCGAAAGAAGUUGCUCCGGUAAUGGAACCUAGUAAUAACAAGCCCGAUGAUACUUCCAAGAUGCUGAAAGAGAGGAAAGUAGCUUCACUGGACCUUGCGUCUUCUAAAGAUUUGCAUGUACAACCCACCACUCAUUAUAAGCAUCAACAUAAAGCUUCAUGGGGGUGGGGGGAUCAAUCAAAUUAUGUGGAUGAAAGCUCGAUAAUUUGUCGUAUUUGUGAGGAAGAGGUCCCCACGUUACAGUUGGAAGAUCAUUCGAGAAUCUGCGCAAUUGCUGAUCGUUGUGAUCAGAAAGGUCUUCGUGUGGAUGACCGGUUGGUUAGGAUAUCUGAAACUCUUGAGAAGUUGAUGGAGUUGUUUACACAGAAGGAUUUGCAGCAUGCUGUUGGAAGCCCCGAUGGUGCUAAAUUAUCAAAUUCAAGUGUUACCGAGGAAUCAGAUAUUUUGUCACCAAAACUCAGUGAUUGGUCUCGAAGAGGAUCAGAGGACAUGCUUGAUUGUUUUCCAGAUGGUGAUAGUACAGUUUUUAUGGAUGAAAUGAAAGGUCUUCCAUCAAUGUCAUACAAAACUCGUUUCGGUCCUAAAUCUGAUCAAGGAAUGACAACGUCAUCUGCUGGUAGCGUCACUCCCAGGUCACCAUUGUUGACGCCUAGGACCAUCCAGAUAGACUUGUUGUCAGGAAAGGGUGCUUACUCGGAACACGAUGACCUUCCACAGAUGAAUGAACUUGCUGAUAUUGCUAGAUGUGCUGCAAAUACUCCUUUAGACGAUGAUCGUUCUCUACCAUAUUUGCUAACUUGUCUUGAAGACUUGAAAGUUGUCACUGACCGUAGAAAGUUUGAUGCUCUCACUGUUGAGACAUUUGGCACACGGAUAGAGAAGCUAAUCCGGGAGAAAUAUUUGCAGCUAUUUGAGUUGGUUGAUGAUGAAAAACUCGAUAUUACAAGUACUGUCAUUGAUGAAGAUGCUCCACUAGAUGAUGAUGUUGUACGUAGUCUUAGAACCAGCCCGGUGCAUUCAGGGAAAGAUCGUACUUCUAUAGAUGACUUUGAGAUUAUAAAACCAAUCAGUCGUGGAGCAUUCGGUCGUGUCUUUUUGGCAAAGAAGAGAACUACAGGGGAUCUUUUUGCUAUCAAGGUCCUCAAGAAGGCUGACAUGAUUCGCAAAAAUGCGGUCGAGAGUAUAUUGGCUGAGCGAGAUAUCUUGAUAUCAGUGCGGAAUCCUUUUGUGGUUCGUUUCUUCUAUUCUUUUACAUGUCGUGAAAAUCUGUACCUUGUUAUGGAAUAUUUGAAUGGUGGCGAUUUGUAUUCGUUGUUGAGAAAUCUAGGCUGCCUAGAUGAAGAUGUUGCUCGUGUAUAUAUUGCAGAAGUGGUGCUUGCUUUGGAAUAUCUUCAUUCUUUACGUGUGGUUCACCGUGACUUGAAACCAGAUAACUUGUUGAUUGCACAUGAUGGUCAUGUUAAGUUGACAGAUUUUGGGCUCUCCAAAGUUGGGCUGAUUAACAGUACAGAUGAUCUAUCUGGCCCAGCAGUUAGUGGCACAUCAUUAUUGGGAGAACAUGAAUCUCAAUCAUCUUUAUCUGAAGACCAGCUAGAAAGGCGCAAAAAGCGAUCUGCUGUUGGCACACCUGACUAUUUGGCGCCAGAGAUUCUUUUGGGAACCGGACAUGGCACGUCGGCAGACUGGUGGUCAGUUGGUGUUAUUCUAUUUGAGUUGAUUGUUGGCAUUCCUCCAUUCAAUGCUGAACAUCCUCAGACAAUAUUUGAUAAUAUUCUUAACCGUAAUAUACCAUGGCCAAUGGUACCUGAAGAGAUGAGUCCGGAAGCAGCAGACCUAAUUGAUCAAUUAUUAACAGAGGAUCCGAAUCAGAGACUUGGUGCCAGGGGAACUACUGAGGUGAAGCAACACCGAUUUUUCAGAGAUAUUAACUGGGAUACACUUGCACGGCAGAAGGCUGCAUUUGUCCCAUCUUUCGAGAGUGCACUAGACACGAGCUAUUUUACAAGUCGUUACACAUGGAACACCUCAGAGGAGCAUGGUUAUCCAGCAAGUGAAACAGAGGAUUCUAGUGACCAUGGUAGCAUGAGUGGUAGCAGUAGUUGCCGAAGUAAUCGCCAUGAUGAAGUGGUCGAUGAAUAUGGAGGUCCUACGGAACUUGGAUCGCCAUCUUGUGUCAAUGACUACUCUUUUAGUAAUUUCUCCUUUAAGAAUCUGUCCCAACUUGCUUCUAUCAAUUAUGAUUUGCUUACUAAAGGAUUGAAAGAAGAUCAGCUGACAACACCCAAUGUAUAAUUGUGCCACUGUAAAUAUAGAAGUAACUUAAAAUGGUCAAGAGCAUUGAUUUUACACACCGAAAGGGCGUCAAGGGCGUCUCUUGGGAACAGAAAACUAUUUAAUUGAAUUAAACGCAUGAGUUGAGAAAUACAAGUUAUGCCCUCCAAAUUUUGUGGUGUUUUCCUUGUUUGUAAAUAUAUCAUAGACCCCCAAUGUUUUUAUAAUGGAAUAUUUGUAGUUUUUUCUUUAUCUGUAAUUAUUGUAAACCCCCCAGUGUAUAUCGUUUUCAAAUGGUUAUGCAUCAUGUAAAUUUGAUCUGGCCUAAUAGAUAAGUUUUUCGUUA